This is a messenger RNA of Exaiptasia diaphana, 3508 nucleotides long. RefSeq names its product F-box/LRR-repeat protein 7-like. Gene Ontology annotation, biological process: positive regulation of protein ubiquitination; SCF-dependent proteasomal ubiquitin-dependent protein catabolic process. Gene Ontology annotation, molecular function: protein binding. Lineage: Eukaryota; Metazoa; Cnidaria; Anthozoa; Actiniaria; Aiptasiidae. The coding region runs from base 485 to 1978 and encodes 497 amino acids. Gene Ontology annotation, cellular component: SCF ubiquitin ligase complex. The record is from RefSeq and is a predicted model, not a curated record. The transcript has a single exon.
ARCGAAACUGCAAAAUAACAAAAAUAGCAAAMACAAGAAAGAAAGAAAGCGGGAUUUAUUUAUCCAAAUCAUGAAAUCCUAAAAUCAGUACAAGGACCUGGGUACGAUGCCGGUACGGUGCUCRCUAAUCCUCCAAGCUACUUAACAAAUCMAUUAUCGAAUCGAUAGGACCUCAUGCCCUUGACUUCCGUCUUAUCAAAAUCUCAUGGAAAGUCAAGGUAAACAAUGAUCGCCUUUACAUAUACGUUCUUGAACCGUAAAACUUUUGUAUUGGUUCUAUAAAUGCAUUUAUAAAUCAAGCGUCUCUGGUCUAGCAAAGUGUCGUUUAUUAAGUCAUGUUCAGCUUCACGUCACACAAUGUUCACGUGCACACUCAUGUGACUCACGUCACAGAGGUCAUUCACCUCAAACAAGUCUAUUAUUCCAUCCUCGGCCUYACAAACAGUCUUCGAGAUAUCACUGCAUCUGACACUACUGGUCAACGAUGGAGGCACCGUUAUACCGAAAACUCUCCAACGCUGUGCUUGGGCAAAUUUCCAGGGCUUUAUCUUUAAGUGAAGAAGGGGCAAUCUCAUCAUUGAACGAYACAUUAUUGUUGAAUGUAUUCUUCUAUUUACCUACGCCAGACCUUUUGUGCGUGUCCAAAGUUUGCAAAAGAUGGAAUCAGCUCUCCUCUCAUCCUAUGYURUGGAAAUCAGUAGAUCUGAGACGSUAUUCMAAACCUUUGCACGACAAAUGUCAGCUUCAGUACGUAACCAAGUCGUAUUUGGCGUACAAGGUAACUUCACUGGAUAUGAGCGGUUUUACRAUUCCACAAGCCRUACUUAACACUYUAACAUCGUCUUGUCCUGACCUCAAGAAACUAGUUCUCAARUCAGUAACGUUUUGUAAAGACGACGACGACAACCAAGUGCUGUUUCCAGAAAAUCUGGAAUACCUAGACUUACGUUAUUCAGAUGGUCCUAUUGCUGUUUAUCAAGCAAUGGCAAGGCAAUUUAGCAACCUGCACUGGCUGGGUAUGUGUGAUGCUCUAAUCAUCGCCCUAUCAAAUGAGAAAGUCCUACCAAAUGCAUUUGCGAGCUUAAAAAAAUUAGAAAAGCUSGAUGCGACACACUGCCAACUUGUGAGAGAYAMCUUCCUGUUUAAGUUCUGCCAAUGUGAAAACCUKAGGCUCUUAAGYCUAAGGAAAUGCUUAAACAUAUCGGGUGAAUCUCUACCAGUUCUGCUUGCAAGGUUGAAAGGCUUAGAAACUCUCAUUCUAGAUGGUACMAGUGUGCAAGACGAGUAUCUAAAUCUAGUUGACUGGGAAAACACUAGUAUCAAAUACUUAGAGCUGGGAUGGUGUUCGUUCAUCACAACGGAGGGCCUACAAGGUCUUCUACCAAAAAUCGCCCGCAUAUCAACACUAGAGUACCUAGGCCUUUGCAACGUGGGACAAGGACAAGCUGUAACUGACCACAUCCUAAAAGAGCUGGCUCAGCACCUACAACAAGGUACUUGCCCAAAACUGCACUCACUGAAUCUAAGCUUUUCUAAGCAAAUCACCGAYGAGGGGCUYGGGACAUUUGAGAGCAUGUACUAUAUACAAACACUAGAUGUCACGAAAUGUGCUCAGAUUACAGAAGAAGAUGAUGACUGCAUAUUCUUUGAAGCGCCAGAAAACAAGGAAAGAACAGGUGUAUGUGAAGUGAUUAGUGAAGAGAAGGAUUCCACGACCGAUUCAACGCAACMAGCUUCAWCUAAAAGAGACAGCUGGAGCAGUAGAAGUUCAUUUUCCUCUCAGUAUGAAAUGUCAAGAAACAGGACGAAUAGCCGGACGUCGCUUUCGUCCAUGAAUGACAUGUAUCGAAUGAGAAGUGCUAGUUCGACAUCCCUGGGUGAUGAUGGGAUGCCUAAAAUGAGAAGAAGAAGCAGCMGAGGCUCUUUUUCAACCAUUCAGUUUGCCUUGUCGAACUACACGCUAGAAACUCCUCUGUAAACSUUGGACAAAUGUCAAGGUACUGUCGAAUUAUUUCAAUGAACGCGAGACUGAUUACUACAAACAAUGAAAAUGUAACCCUGAGAAGUAAUUAAGAGUUCUGACAACUGAAUAUCUGACGUCAAUAAUGAUGACCUUUUGAAGAAUCUGUCGGCACGUUUUUAUUGAAGUAUUCUAGAGAUGGAUUGGCCAAGGUCAGUUAUUAUUGUAUUUUGAAGAAAACCAAAAAAAAGUCAUACGAAUAUACAAAAGCUCACGAAACUUUUACAUUGUUAAUAUUGUAAUAUGGGAUAUAUGUGGAAAGAUUCUAAGGGCUUUUAAAUUUCUAGCUAUACAUUGUUCAAUUAUCUGAACAAAAAAAAUAUAGCAACAAUAACAACAACAACAAACAACACAAAACAAACAUACAAACAACAACAACAACAACUGAAGGAAAAACAAAACAACCAAAUAAAUAUAACAAAACAAAAACAUACAAAAACAUACCACUACGACAACCACAGUUAGUGGCAAAGUCAGUAAUAAUUUCUUUUGUGUAAUUAAAAACAAUAUUAAUUAUCAUAAAUCAUUCAAGCAUUACCUCUUUGGGAACAAUGACACCAUCUUUGACAGUGUAGUCACAGCAGAAGUGUAAAACAAUAUUGAUGCGAUUCAGCUCCAUAUCAUAUUCCUCUCUAGUGUUGUACAAACAAAAUUAAAACUGUUAUCAGUUUAUUGUGUAGGACCAAAAACAAUCAAUACUAGUAGUCACGGGUUUCAAUUACCGCUGUUUUAACAGUUCUGUAUUCUUUGAAAUGACUUCAGAAACCAAAUUGGUUGGCAAAGCAUUUCCUAGACAAUCUGAAARUAUCAUGACCAUAUAGUUUCUUUAAUAUAACUGUUAUAGUAACCCGCCCCAUGUUAACGCAUUCAGUGGCACAAUACCAUCUAUGUAAUGUUUUGUAAUCAUUACCAUUGAGAUUCUAAUCCAAGGACAYAAUAAGAUAGUAUUUAUAAUGAUAUAUAUAGUUAUAAUUUUACUGAUAAGAAUAUUAAAUAAAAAUAAAUUGCAUUUGGAACUGGCCAGUUUAAUGGUUACUAUAGUUACGUCACUGAGCUAUACAGCUUACUUUUGUCAAUUGUAGUUGGUUGUAAACAUUUUCUUCGAUAGAAAAGCAUGUAUGCACUUUCUUUCCCAGCAAACUGUUUCUUUAUAUCUUGCUCRUUGAUACAGACAAUUCUGGCAUCAUUCAAAUCAAACCUAAGAAAUCCAGCAGAAGAUGUUAUAGUGAAAAGUAGAUUUCUAGUUCAUUGUUGUCCCCUGACAUCAAGGCUAUUGAUUAAGGCAGUAAAUGAGAAAUCAAUAAACACUCAGUCUUUCAAAAAAUGUAUUUCUACAAAUUUGAGAAUUACAUAAUAGAGUCCUAGAAAAAUAACAAUAGCUCAAAAUAUCUGGGAAUGGUCAACUUUGACAUAUAAGGUGACAGAGUUCAUGCAUUGCAGUAUUCAGAUCCAUGCAGUCUUGCAUAUUGCAUAAAUGUAUGCAGCAUG